Peromyscus californicus insignis is the source of this 4267-nucleotide messenger RNA. RefSeq names its product zinc finger protein 740 (gene Znf740). Gene Ontology annotation, biological process: regulation of transcription by RNA polymerase II. The transcript is spliced from 7 exons. Gene Ontology annotation, molecular function: RNA polymerase II cis-regulatory region sequence-specific DNA binding; DNA-binding transcription factor activity, RNA polymerase II-specific. NCBI's taxonomy places the organism in Eukaryota, Metazoa, Chordata, Mammalia, Rodentia, Cricetidae. The record is from RefSeq and is a predicted model, not a curated record. The coding region runs from base 876 to 1382 and encodes 168 amino acids. Gene Ontology annotation, cellular component: nucleus.
CUUUUACUCCUGUUGGCUGCUCCUCCUGGCCCAGGAGGCCAGUUUCUUCUACUGACCUAGAAAGAAAGCGCUUGACUCAUGUCCUCCUUUUGAGCUUCAGAGCACCAGCAGAAUAAGUUGAGAGAGCGUCACUUACUGUAUGGCCUGAGGAUGUUGCACUUAAGGGCCUGUCUCCCUUUCUGGUUUCAGGUUUCUGGAGCGGACCUAGAGCUUCACCAAGAGAAUUCAACUGGGAAACCAAGACUGAUAGACUCUCGUUUCUUCAGGCAAUAGGCAGAAGUCAGAGACCUCGGAUUUUUGCAACACCUGUUUUCCCUUUGGAGGACACUAAAUUCUUUGAGAAGACAAAGGCUGUUCAAUAUGGCAGCUGAACAGAAAGGACAGGAAGGAGCCAUUACUGUGGUUUGGUGACAGUUCUCCAAACAACAGUGUCUUAAGGAAAGCUGGAUAAAGAACUUCUGAACUUUGGGGUUCAUUAAGUGAAAAGUCAGCAUGGCUCAGGUAAAAAGCUCUAGCGUCCUCCUUCAAGACCGUUCACUGGGAAGCCUGUUUGCAAUGUCACUCUUGAAUUCUGCCUUAGCCAACAGUAUUGACCAUCCCCAGUGAGCCGAGCUCUGUAUUAAGCACCAGGGGGAGAUCUAGAGGAAGGAAAGGAGACAGGCCUCCCUGCCUUCAGGGAGCUUCCAGUCAAAUGAAGGAGGAAUUUUAUUGAGCUCCUGUUACAUGCAAGGCAUUGUGCUUGGAAUACAAAGAUGAAUAAGAUUGUCCUUGUCCCCAGUGACCUGAUACCUCAUCUCCUUUCAACUUAGGCAAGUCUUCUGGCUUGUGAAGGCCUAGCGGGUGUGAGUUUGGUUCCCACUGCAGCCAGCAAGAAGAUGAUGCUGAGCCAGAUUGCCAGCAAGCAGGCCGAAAAUGGCGAGCGGGCAGGUAGCCCUGAUGUGCUGAGGUGCUCGAGUCAGGGCCACCGAAAAGACAGUGAUAAAUCCCGGAACCGCAAAGACGAUGACAGCUUGACUGAGGCCUCUCAUUCAAAAAAGACUGUUAAAAAGGUGGUGGUAGUGGAACAAAAUGGCUCUUUUCAAGUAAAGAUUCCCAAAAAUUUUAUUUGUGAACACUGCUUUGGAGCUUUUAGGAGCAGUUACCACCUCAAGAGGCACAUCCUUAUUCACACUGGUGAGAAACCAUUUGAGUGUGAUGUAUGUGAUAUGCGUUUCAUCCAGAAGUACCAUCUUGAACGCCACAAGCGUGUACACAGUGGUGAAAAGCCUUACCAGUGUGAACGAUGUCAUCAGUGUUUUUCUCGGACAGACCGACUACUCAGACACAAACGGAUGUGCCAAGGAUGCCAGUCCAAGACAUCUGAUGGGCAGUUUUCUCUAUAGACACAGGGACCCCAGGUGGUGGGAGUGCUGAGAAGAGCCCACCGAAGAGCACAGCCUCUGCUCUGAUGGCCCCACCACCGCUCCCUCUGAACCUGUCCCCUUCCUAGAGGAGUGGCCCCAGGUGAGCAGAGGAGAGCAUCGGAGGACAGCGGCUCCAGAACCUCAGUUCUGUAAAUAGUCGGAGACUAUGCGGAUCUCGGGAAAGUUCCACAGCAUUCCUGGGCAGGGGAGCUGGUCCCUGGACCCUUAGCUGAGGUCAUAGGUGGGGACUCAAAGGUACAGGACCAAGACUGGAACGUUCCCACAACCUUGGACUGGAACUGGCAGCUGAGUGAAAAGGACUGAGGAGGGUUUGCUCUGCUUUUGUUUGGUUUAUCAAGAGCAAUUUCAGCAGGUAAACGGGGACACAGGUGAUCUGGAGACGCACAGUCCUAAAGGACUAUGACUGGUCCAGCCGCUUUUUGUUACCAUAGGCCUUUGGUGUUCCACAGCCCUACACAUUACUUCCUGUUUGAACGAAAAUAGGACCAGGGCUGGCAGCUGAGCUUACUUGGACUUCUUAUACACUGUGAGGGCAAAAGGAGAAACUGGGAGGGACAGAUGUGGGUUGGACAAGAAGAGUGGGCAUACCUCUUUAUCUCCUCACGAAGAGCAGUGUUGUGCCCAUGGGUGUUCUCGUGGUUUGUGAAACACCAGUGCCUGAUGGGGCCAGCCCAAGUGCCUUUGGAGGAGGCUUGGGUGGGGUAGCCCACACAGCCCUUUUUUCAGGGCACUUGGUCUGGGUUAUGGUUGUGGCUACCUCACUGUCCUUGACUCUAAAAGCCAGGCAGCCGUUGAGCAGGAGUUAUGGGUAUCACAGUGGGCUGUCCCCUUGUGCCGUCUUAGAACAAGGAUAGUGCAAGGUUUGCCAACAGCUGUUAGAGGUGCAGACGUGAUGGCCCUGAUGUGACUGUGUGACAGCCCCUUCCUGCCCAGGCCCUGCAACUGUAUUCAAGUAGUGGAGUGGAGGUCUGUCUUCAGUCCCAAAGAACAUGAUCUUGGCUUCCUCCUUGGUAGGCAUCCCUACCAACAAGGUGGAGGAGGAGGGCUGCUGCAGAGGAAGGACCCUAAUGUCUGUUUUAGUGUUGACCUUACUGUGUUCCAAACCCCCAUCUUGUCUGCCCCUGGAAAAGUGAUGAGGUGUGUGUGUCUCUGUCUGAUUUGUGGGUGCUUGUGUGUGUUUGCCUGGAAGGGAUGAAAAUUAUUGAGCCAAAUUUAUUCGGCCACCAACUUGGAGGACAGAAAGCAUAGAGCAGCUUCCCCGCCCAGACCUGAAGGGUACCUGCCUCCCAGAGAACAAGGGAGCCGAGGGGUUUUGUUUCAGGAAGAUUUUUGGGUUGGUUUUUUUGUUUUUUUGUUUGUUUUCAUUGUUUUUAGAUUGAUUCAACGGUGUACUGCUUAGAGUGUUUCUAAGCCAGGGCUUAUGAACAUGUAUUUUCUAAAGAGAAAUAACUCCCUUCCUGCUAAAGAAAGGAUCCUUAAGGGAGGUUUUGGAUUUCAUUGAGCACUACCCCACCCUGGGGGACCGACUUCAGGUAUAAUCAUGGAGACUGACCUGAGCACACUCACAGCUGUAGCUGUGGGUAGGAAUCUGAGAUGGCAGCCUCCAAGAAGUUCUUGCCUAGCAAAUGAGGGCCAGGCAGCAACAGACUGUUGGCUAUGGCCUCUUCCAAUGUGUUGAGGGACAGUACAUCAUACCUCUUGGGUUGAAGUACUUCAGGGAAAAGGAAGGGAAGAUGUUGCAACCUUCAUCUUGACUCUGACAGCAUCUGAGAGCCUUGGGUGAGGUAUCUGAGGAUGCUCACUGCCGUGUGUUCUAGCUUCAUGCUGUCCCUACAUUCGACAUGCUCUGGAACCUGCACUCAGUGCUUGAUGCACCGUGUGGCCCCUGGCAUCUCUGUGCACAUAAAGCAGACCUUUGGUGUUAGAGGGUUCUGCUGGGCUGGGCUUUUUCUGUCAUUCAACUCUGGGAAAGGAUACACUGAGAAAGAUAUCCUCCCAGAAAUGCUUCUGGAAGUGGAAUCCCUCCCUGCUACUUGAAGAUGAUCUUUUUGUGGGGAGAAAUAGAAGAGUGACCCAUGCUUCUUCAUGUAUGAAUGUAUGUACUGGGUUAGAGCAGGCCCUGCAGACCUCGGCUUCCUGCCUGAGUGGAGAGAACUUUGGGAUGUAUGUACAGAUGGCCCUACCAGAACCACACUGCCAAGGCCUGGGUGUGAGAAGCUCAGGCUGGCAGUGGUUGAGGACAGGCAGGCUCUGGGGCGAAGAGUAAUAGGACACCAAGGGCCCAGGAACCACAUCUCCACCCCAGGGAAACCGCAGAUGGCUGCACCUCUGCCGCGGUGGCCUGUUAGCACUGGACAGAUGCUCAGGUGUGUGUAGAUGGGAGAUCAAAAUGUGAAUGUGGGGUUGGGUGGGGAGAGAGAUACCAGUCCCUGGGUGGGCUCCUGUGCCAGCCCACAUCCUGCCCUUGCUGGUGCCUGCCCUUCCCAUCCAUCCCCAGCAGCGGCCUGUCAUCACUUAGCUACUGAUUGUGCUCCAUGGCUUGACCCGGAGGGUUAGAGGAGUGGAGUUGCACCACAGUAACCCUCGCCCCAGGUUCCUUCUGCCCCUGCCGUGGCCCUGGGCUUUUAUCUUCAAUUCCCCUCCUGCCAUGCACCAUUUUUUUUUUAAAUAUACUUAUUUUGCUAUGGGGGAGGGGACUAUCAAAUGAACAAGAUCACUUUUAAAUGGUAGUUUUUAUAAGAUGUUAUAAACUUGUAUCUUUUUACCAUUAAAGUGCAGUGUAUGUUCCUUCGUGAUAUAUUUAGGAUAUUUAAAUAAAAAGAAUGGCGCUUUUCUACAUUCCA